Ruditapes philippinarum (Manila clam) is the source of this 1822-nucleotide messenger RNA. RefSeq names its product transcription factor SPT20 homolog. The transcript is spliced from 16 exons. Gene Ontology annotation, molecular function: transcription coregulator activity. Gene Ontology annotation, cellular component: SAGA complex. Gene Ontology annotation, biological process: regulation of transcription by RNA polymerase II. The record is from RefSeq and is a predicted model, not a curated record. The coding region runs from base 143 to 1678 and encodes 511 amino acids. Lineage: Eukaryota; Metazoa; Mollusca; Bivalvia; Venerida; Veneridae.
CAGCGAUUGUAUUCGUUUAGAACAGAUUUUUAUACUAAGCCUAUAAAAUAAUGCUGAACAUUUUUAUGCAUGAUUUUUGGAACUUUGGUGUGAUUUCAUAAAGUAUCAAGUAAUGAAUGUAAGAUGAUUGGAUGCAGCAGAAAUGAAUUCUUUUGAACGAGCAGUUGAUUAUGCUGAGUACCUGGUGGAGUUAAGUAAGCAGAAUCCAGCAGCUUUGUUGAGCAAUCCAGUCAACACUUCAAGUAAAGGGAAGUCUAUUCACCAGAAGUUAUUGGAACUUUAUAUUGAAGAAACUGGUAAACAAUCAGAUGAAAAGAAAUUACAGUGUAACACACAUUUGCUGAGAAAGUUAGUGCGACGUGAAAAAUUAAACUGUUUGAUAUUAAACCUGUAUCCCGGUAACGAUGGUUACUCUUUGAUGUUGAGAAGUAAAACUGGUGUAGAAACUGAAACAUGUAAACUUCCAUAUGAGGUGACAGAAUUGCUAGACUACAUAGAUGAUUCAGAGCUUCCUCCAUUCCUUGUAGAUGUGCUGGAGAAAGCACAGGUGAAUGUUUUCUACAAUGGUUGUGUUAUAGUGGAGGUGAGAGAUUUCAGGCGAGCUACUAAUGGAACAUUUGACAUGCAAUAUGUUCUCCUUAAACCAAAUACACAGACUUUGUUAAGCGACAUCAACAAUUUAACAAAUGACGGCAAUGUUUGGACACAGGAAGAUCUGUUUAUGUUGGAGAGCAAGUUACUUCUGGCUACAGAGGAACCACUGUGCCUCGAUCCAUCACCAGCUGUGGUACUAGUGGCUAACCGGCAACAAUAUGACAGGAAGAAACUUAACACUCCCCUCCUGAAGAGGUAUGUAAAAAAGUAUAACCAGUCUGCCGCCAACAGAAAGCGAAAAUUUGCUGCAUGUAGUGCACCUAGUGAACUUAAACUUCAUGACUUCAUCAGUAAAAAGAAGGAUAAAAAGACGAGCAGUAAAUUUGGAAAAUCUGCUGUUGACUACUGGAAACAAAGUCCUGUAAUAUUAUCAGCACCAGAAAGUGUGGAUGUGGAGAGGUUUGCUAAAAUCAUGGAAAAACCUGAGAAAAACAGUGUUAAAGACAACACCCUGAAUCUAGUAGAAGAGCAUGUAUUAGAGAGAGACGGUAUGCAGGAUAAGAAGUUACUGGCCAAACUGACCAUCUACCAUCGUCCUGGUGAUGAUGCUCAUCUAGGUGAACUUUACCUUGAUCAUGACUACAUAGAGGAGAAAUCUAAAGGAGCUACUUGCAGAUUUCUGCUUGGAAAUAAAGAUUCAGUCAAAAAAUAUUUAGAUCAGUUCAGGGAGAUAUUUACAGAGGAAGGUCGAAGGGCUGUUAAGAUCACCACACAGAGACCGGGUCAGGCUCCUAUAGUAACCUGUACACAGACAACACCAACAACCAUUGCCACGGCAACAGUAAACCAAACUGCUACCAAACCUGUAUCUACUGCUGCACAGGCUGUAGAGUUAUCUCAAAGUGCUACUAUGAGUCUAGGUAGUUUAAAGAGAUCUAUGCCUAUACAGUUAUCAUUGUCUAUAGGUCCUACCUUAGGUACAGCCCAGGCUGCACAGCAGAUCCAGCAAGCAGGUACAUCUAGUCAGGCAGCCAAUCAAUUCAACUUAACAUGCAGUCUUCAUCCAUCAACCAAUCACCAUUAGCGACACAGAGAUUACAGCAAGCUAGCCAGUCACAGUCUGCUUCUCAGAGGUUGAAACAGCUUGGAAUACACACCAGUAUAGCUUCCAGAAACAACACACCAACAGCUAGUCCUGUCACCUCACAGCCUCCUAUUGGUAAAUGUU